CAACAAUUCAACAAUUCAACAAUUCAACCAUUAUUACUGUAGCUAUAUCCACCAUAUCCUCCUCUCCAUAGUAUCCUCUACCAUCCCAUCUCCCCUUACUACUUGAAUGCCGUCCCUAUCCUCUUUCCUCGCACUUCUCCCUCCACAACGCCCCGUCACUCCCUUUGACUACAACCUCGGAUUUUUCAAUGCCUUCUUGACAACUGUCAUCCUCUCCUUGCCUCACCAUGGCCCCUGGAGGCUAUUCAGAAUAGCUAUCGCCGCCCCCUUAAUAUCUGCAAUAUGGGGCUAUCUUAUGUUCGUCCCAGUUACGGAGAGCAAUUACGAUCAUUGGGGGAUACCCAUCUUACUACUGAGCUUUAUAUUCAGAACGUACGAGCUUCUCGUCUUUUUCCCCGCUGAAGAGCAUACACAUCGUUUCAUUCCCCGCUCAAAUCCUCGCCCACCUUUAAAAGUAUCGGCUCUCAAGCCUCCUUCAUCAUCUGAUGAUACCCAACCUCUAGUACCCGAGCGUGUCCCAGCUCCUUAUACACUCGCCAAAUUCUAUUGGGCUACCUCCCUUUGGUGGUCAUGGAGAGGUGUAGGGUGGAAUUAUUGCUGUCCUCUUCCAUCCUCUUCGAGACGCGAGCCCUACACAAAAGGGUCACCAAGACGGGCAUACUUCUUUUCAAGAUUAACUUUUCUUGCGGCAGCUUGGCUGUUCUACGACUUUAUGCGUUCCCUUAUGAAUCUCACAUCUGCUCGAGCCUUCUUUCACCCAAAUCCUACUCUCACUUACACCGACCUCACCCUGGGCCAAAAGGCCAUAUAUAGCAUCAUGGUCGUCACUCGUACGUGGUAUGGGCUCAACCUUUCCCACGUGCUCGCGGCAUUGCUGUUUGUAGGUAUUGGAGGACUGAUGGGCUGGGAGGGGGAGAUGUGGAGUCCAUGGGGAUGGCCUCCAUUGUUUGGCAAUUUUACAGAGUUGUGGAAGUACCCUGGGUUGUCGACGAUGUGGUCGCGGACAUGGCAAGGAUUCAACCGCCGAUGGCUGUAUGUGUUUGGGUGGAUAGGCAUAUCAGAAAAGGUGUUUCAUUUGACACACACUGGGCUGUCAUCUCACCCUUCUGUACCACCCGACUCAUCUUCCUCCGCCAAUACUCCAUCUCCAUCAGGAAGAGUAUCUCCCAAUCAUCCAAUACCUACCAGUCCCACCCAACUGCCUUCAAAACGCAUGACUCCGAUGCUCAUGUUCCAAAAUCUGGUCAAGUCGACCAUUGUCUUUGGCUUAUCAGGUCUGCAGCAUGACUGCGGAACGUUGGUACUCCUGAUGAAGACCCAUCCCGGCAAGAUUAGAUAUUUUAAAGACAUUUUGAUUCUUACCCCCUUUUUUGUGAUACAGCCGCUCGCUCUCGCAGCCGAGGCAACGGUCAAAACCACAUGGCGGGGAUGGAAAUUCCGCACACACCCGACAUGGAAGCUUGGUAAACAACCUGGGUGGCUGAUUUUUGUAGAAAGACUACUUGGCUUUAUCUGGACGUGGGUGUGGUUGGGGUGGUCCGCUGGGUGGUUCGUGCGAGGGACGACGGAGGCGGGAGCUUAUUGGAUGCAGGAGGGCGAGAGGUAUCCCAGUUUGGUGGGCGGGCUUGUGUGGAAUAAAUGGACGCAUUAGGACGUGCAUGGAUAUAUAGAGAUUUAGAGGAUGUGCAUGCAUAGAGUGUU
This is a messenger RNA of Cryptococcus deneoformans JEC21, 1701 nucleotides long. Its product is annotated as expressed protein. The transcript has 3 exons. NCBI's taxonomy places the organism in Eukaryota, Fungi, Basidiomycota, Tremellomycetes, Tremellales, Cryptococcaceae. The coding region runs from base 107 to 1651 and encodes 514 amino acids. The record is from RefSeq and is a predicted model, not a curated record.